This is a messenger RNA of Neurospora crassa OR74A, 1068 nucleotides long. RefSeq lists its product as hypothetical. The record is from RefSeq and is a predicted model, not a curated record. NCBI's taxonomy places the organism in Eukaryota, Fungi, Ascomycota, Sordariomycetes, Sordariales, Sordariaceae. The transcript has 5 exons. Bases 1 to 1068 code for a protein of 355 amino acids.
AUGGCAUGUUCGGUUUGGGUGACCUCGCUGAGAGGCAGCGAGACCUGGGACGGAGGAGAGACCAGCGGCGUUGGCGACCUUUUCGGAGCUGGUCAGCACAAGAGGAGGAAGGACGGCUGGCGUAUCAAAACCGCGGGAUCAAGAGAUCCGGAAAGACAACAACAACAACAACAACAACGACAAGCCGGUGUUGGUCAACAAAUGGGGCAGGGUGUCGAAGUGGUGAGAAAUGGUUGUCAUGGUCACGGAAAGGGCCGGUACAAAGAAUGGACUGGUGCAGAAAUCAUGGAAGACGUGCUGCGGGCACUGCCAGAGUUGCGUGACAAGAGCACCAGGCGAAGAACAGGCAGUGGCAGGCCCUUCCUUGCCCUCACAGAGGUACGGGUACAAGUCCUCAGCUGGAGGGGUUCCAAGGGAGCCAACCGGGCCGGAAGAGAUACAUCGACGGAGCAGUCCACGGGCCCAGCAUGGGUUGCCGUGCUAUCCACAGGCCGGCGUGUAAGAAAAGAAGGAGGAGAGCGCGGGCGGAGGAAAGCGGGAAGAACGAGGGCAGCCAGUCACGAUGGCGAUACUCGGUCGCUGUCGCUGGCGACAAUUGGUGUUGAAAGGCCGGGGAGGAAGAGGAAGAGGAGGAGACCAGGGAGACGCACCCAAGCCCAAGUCAUCACCAAUGUGAGCGUCAAUGUUCACUUCCUGUCUGCCUGCCCAUCGCUCGUAUGUGAAUGUCGUGAUUCGGCUGUCACCUCUUGGGCUUCACCGUGUAUGUAUACCUCAGCUUGUCGGGACACAUGCCUUAUCGCGCCUGCCCUACAAACUCGAGGUUCCAUUUCUUUCCGUCUCUCUGUCACUUAUCUCCCACCUGAAUCGGCAUUGGAAAGAUCGGUGCAUGCCACCAUGUUCGACGCCGUCUGUUUCACACGGGAAGGUUAUUUCCUUGGACACCAAACACAGGGCAAGAAGGAUGCGAACCAAGCAACCUCGCCGCAACCUCCAAUGAGAUUUGCAAAGCACAUGAAAGUGCGCAUGGUUGGUGGUCAAUGCUCCUGGAUUUUCCAUCCAUGUCGCUAA